AUCUCCAGUGAUUCUAUUUCUGUCCAUUGUCUGUUGCUGGCGCAGUGCAGUGAUGCAAUAAAUAAUAAACCUUUCUUUUUCAUUUGCCAUAUCACAGUGACUAACUCAAGCCUACGAAGAUGAAGACUUUCACCUCAAUUCAAACACCCCACCAUUUUCCUUGCACACCUUUUUUCUCUCACUUUGCCAAAAGGACUCAACUUUCUUUUCCUGCAAAGGUCUUCUUUUGCCAGGCAAAAUCUGGCAUAGAUGGAUCAUUGAAUUUGGAAGUGGUGUCUCCAACUCUGUUAGCAGCAGAAAAGGAAGAAGCCAAGGCUGUAUUAACCUUGUUUUUGAAGAAACAAGGUUUGAGCAAUUCGGUCGCUGCUAGAACCAUCAACAAGUCAGAUCUUUUCAUUGAUCACCUUGUCUCAAAGCUUCAUUCUAAACACAAAUCUUGGUAUCUCGCAGGUAGAGAGCUUACAACUCUGGAGAUCAGGGACUCUCUAAUCCCAUAUCUUGAGUCUCUUUUUGAAGAGCAUGGAGACCUUCUAGUGGAUGUAGUGGAAAACUAUCCAAAUCCACCUGUUAAGGAUAAAUCAGAUGUGCCAGUUCCUCCUUCUAGUCCAGUAUUAGACUCUAAGAAGCUUAAAGCCGUGUCUCGAGUGAGCGCGAUGGACCCAGAUGGUGGCAAUCUCCGCCCUCAUAUUGUCUAUCUCAUGGAACUUGGUAUGGAUAUUGAGCAGAUAAGGAGUAUCACACGACGAUUCCCAUCUUUUGCCUACUAUAGCUUGGAGGGUAAAAUUAAGCCAGUAGUUGAGUUUUUUCUUGAACUUGGAGUGCCAAAAGAGCACAUUCCCACUAUCCUCAGCAAAAGGCCUCAAUUAUGUGGAAUCAGUCUAUCUGAAAAUCUUAAACCCGCCAUGAAGUUCUUAGAAUCUUUGGGAGUUGACAAGAAGCAAUGGCCAAAGGUGAUCUAUCGCUUCCCGGCCCUGCUAACUUAUAGCAGGCAGAAAGUGAUGGAAAGCAUAGAUUUUCUCCAUGAAUUUGGCCUCUCAGAAGAGAGUAUUGGUAAGAUUUUAACUCGUUGCCCCAAUAUCGUUAGUUAUAGUGUAGAGGACAAUCUCCGACCAACGGCUAAUUACUUCUGUUCUUUGGGGGUUGAUGUUGGGAUUCUUCUAUUCAGAUGUCCACAGAAUUUUGGUCUUAGCAUUGAGGCCAACCUAAAGCCUAUAACAACAUUUUUCUUGGAGAGGGGAUACACUUUGGAAGAAAUUGGGACCAUGAUUUCAAGAUAUGGAGCCUUGUAUACUUUCAGCUUGACUGAGAAUCUGAUUCCAAAAUGGGAUUUCUUUUUGACCACAGGUUACCAAAAAUCUGAUCUGGUUAAGUUCCCUCAAUAUUUUGGAUACAGUUUAGAGGAAAGGAUUAAGCCUAGAUUUGUAAUUAUGAAAAAAUCUGGAGUGAAGUUACUCCUUAAUCAGGUUCUUUCACUGUCAAGCAGCAACUUCGAAGAGGCAUUGAAAAAGAAAAUGAAGAAAAUGCAAAAUGGUUAGGAUUCUAGUUAUAGCAGCAAAGUUGCUCAAUCCAUCAGCCGAUGAAAAUCAAAACUUUCAGGCAGUGUUUCAUGUUAGAAGAUGCUGAACUUCACAAUUUUUAUUUUUUUUGGGGGGGGGGGGGGGGGGUAUCAAUGGCGUGAUGACUGCGAAUUCAUGUGAAGUGAAAAGUUGCUAAGUUGCUGUUAUACUGGAACAUGGUCAAUCAAUAACUAGCUCCUGAAACCAAAUUACAGCUCAUGUUAUGAACUUUUAGCAUUCUGAUGUAUUGGAGUGAUUUAGAGAAUUGUAGCUCCUGAAACCAAACAAUUUUACUGGGUUUUUUUUACCUGAACAGAAUAGCCCUGGUUACAGCUCUACUUACCAAUUGCUGUUGUAAUAUGUGAUUGUUUUUAUCUCCAAAAUUUCUUAGUAAAAUAGGUGAUUCUGGGAUGCAUGAAAUGAGAUUAAGCCAAAUUUUGCUAA
Molecule: messenger RNA, 2000 nt
Organism: Glycine soja
Lineage: Eukaryota; Viridiplantae; Streptophyta; Magnoliopsida; Fabales; Fabaceae
Product: transcription termination factor MTERF5, chloroplastic-like
Exons: 4
Coding region: 120-1535 (471 amino acids)
Biological process (GO): regulation of DNA-templated transcription
Molecular function (GO): double-stranded DNA binding
Source: RefSeq, a predicted model, not a curated record